Messenger RNA from Penicillium bovifimosum, 960 nucleotides. RefSeq lists its product as uncharacterized. The record is from RefSeq and is a predicted model, not a curated record. Bases 1 to 960 code for a protein of 319 amino acids. NCBI's taxonomy places the organism in Eukaryota, Fungi, Ascomycota, Eurotiomycetes, Eurotiales, Aspergillaceae. The transcript has a single exon.
AUGUCAACACCAUUAUUUCGACGCACACUCCUCCUCACCUUCGACGCGUUCGGCACACUCUUCCACCCACGCGCCCCCAUCCCCGAACAAUACCUCGCGACCGCCCGCCAAUUCGGACUAUCGCAUCAUGCCCUUACACCAGACAAUCUCAAAUCCGCAUUCAAGGAUACAUAUCGCGCGCAAAUGCUCCGAUACCCGAAUUACGGUCGUGCGGACGUUCUCCGCGGCCAGUACGGGGGACCGAGGCAGUGGUGGGCGGAGGUGAUCAAGGGGAGCUUCGCGCGUGCCAUGACGGAAACUGGGGAGAGUAGUCUUGAGCGACGAAACAGACACAGCGGACAUGACGUGGAGCUUCCCGCUGGCAUGGUGGAAGCUCUGCUAGAUCGGUUUGCUGGUCGUGAGGGGUAUACGCUCUUCGACGACGUGUUGCCCUUCUUCUCCAGACUGCGCAAGCUUAAACGGGAACAGAAAUGGACUUUUGAUAGGAUUGUUGUUGGUAUCAUAUCGAAUUCGGAUGACCGGGUCCCUGCUGUGUUGAAGUCGUUGGGAUUGACAGUUGGUGAUGUGCGCGCCGACCAGGACAGGUCGAGUGUUGACCUUCCUGGGUUUGAGGAGCGAAGUGUCAGGGGAGUUGGUGUUGCCAACAGCGAAGAUCACAAUUUAGACCUCGAUAUUGAUAUGGUUAUUACGAGUUACGAGGCCGGUGAGGAGAAGCCUCAUCGCUUGAUUUUUGACGUGGCGAGGAGACAGGCUCUACGCGUUGCCCGUCCGUGGUUAGGGAGAAAUACCAGAUUUAUGUCUGUGCAUGUUGGUGAUGAUUUCAAGAAGGAUUAUGUGGCUGCUAAGGAUGCGGGCUGGGAGAGCUACCUGGUUCGGGAGCCUCCACCCACACUCGACUCUGAUGUGAGGGAUUUCGGUGAUCUCCUACAACUCGCCGAGAAGCUCGAGAAGUAUUCAUGA